Molecule: messenger RNA, 1177 nt
Organism: Funneliformis caledonium
Lineage: Eukaryota; Fungi; Glomeromycota; Glomeromycetes; Glomerales; Glomeraceae
Source: the annotation of a GenBank genome assembly
CAUAAUUGAGCAAUUAAAAGUAAGUCAAGAAAAUGCGAUGAAUGAUGUUAUAUCUAAACUAGAAAUUUGCAUGGAAAAACAACAAUGUAGCCUUCAAUUCACAACUGGAUUUCUAAACCCAAAUCCAUAUGAUUUAACUCCCACUCUGGUUGCUUUAAUUCAAAGUAAAAUGAAGGCAAAUGAACAAGAUGACAAAGAUUCUAAUGAAGUGAUUGAAAAUGAAUUUGCUUUUGAUUAUUCCAAAUCCUUCACUCAUAAAAUUAAUCAAAGGAUUCUUAAAGCAUAUUUGAUAUUUUACAUGAAAGAAUAUGAAUCUCGAGGAGAAAAUUUUAAAGAAUCGAUUCAUCAGAUUUGUUAUACUUACUUUGGAACAAGAUGUAACAUUUUUAAAACUUCACCUAAAAAAUUAAAGACUAAGAAGAUUAAUAGCCAUCGUAAUAAUAAAACAUUAAAGAAGUUUCAAAUGCGAAGAGAUAUUAUUGAUACACUUGAUAUGAAAAAACUAGGAUAUCCAGUUAAAGAAGUCAAAGCACUAUUUGCAUGGGAGUUAAUUUCACCUGAAAUUAGCGAGGAUGAAGAUACACGUAGUGAUGAAGCUAUACGAGUGCAUGGAAUUAUCGACAAUGAAAUAGAAAAACAAUGUCAAUUAAAAUUACGCAAGAAUUCAAUUGUAACUCCAAAUAAAGCCAGAUUUCACCAAUUAGCACUAUUCAUCCCAGCCUGUCCAACAUUAUCAAACUUUCCACAAUGGGCUAUUAAGUUAUUUGAUAUAAAUACAAUUCUUUCAAAUGCUAUCGAUUCAGAUUCUGAACCUGAAUUUACAAGUCGAGAUGCAAGGAUUUAUAGGGAUAAUAGAAAUUCUAAACAAUCUACCGUUGAUGGCUAUGACAUAGACUUGGCUAUCUCUGCUUCAAAUACUAACUUUACAGAGCUUCCAGAAAACUUUGAGGACGAUUUAAUGAAAUCAUUGAACAAUAUUGAUGAACAAUAUGCAACUUUAUUCUCAAUUGGUGAUAAUGAUCAUGAUAAGACCAAUGAUGAUAUUAUGAAACUGACUAAUCUCACAAAGACUGUAAAACAGCGUAAAUUAAAUAUGGAACUAUUAUCUAAAGAUAAGACCAACGAUGUUAGUAAUUUCACGAAACUGACUGAACCUCCUACGAAAACUAUAAAAUGA